AACGUUACAAUCUUCCUUCGACCUGGCAUUAUCAUUUUUUUACUGCUUAAAAAUUUUCAAUCUAAAGACUCUGCUUAUGGUGGAGACGGCACAACAAUCUCUGAAGACGAGCUUUCUGUUGCUGACAUGCCAGACAAUAGUUACACUCUUGCCAGCUGGAAUGAAGCAAGUACAUAUGCCACUGCCCGACCGAAAAUUCGUUCUUUUGGAAAAUGGAGGCUUCUUUUGUGAGAAUCUUGGAAACACCAAUAUUGGGAAAUGGCGUGCUGAUUUAUUGUCUAGUGUCGGAAAAUUUAAACUCAAUAGUGAACUGUUUUUCGUCAUUCUUCUUAGGGUUUAGAUAUCGUAUUUUACAAAUAGCAUAUCUUUUUAAUCCUCUAAUAAGUCACCGUUGUCAUGAAAAGAGGUGACGAGGCGAAAGUCGUCUCAAACACACUUGAGAGGUUUGUAACCAUUGUCGUCUCCCAAAAGUUGCCCACUGUAUCAAUUUCUUCGAUUAUCGAUUCAAGAAAGUGUCCCUUUUAUUCUUACUAAUUGAAAGGGUUGUUCAGGUUGUUGAAGGUUUCUAGUUUAUUAUAAUAGGUACCAGGCG
Molecule: messenger RNA, 592 nt
Organism: Mucor mucedo
Lineage: Eukaryota; Fungi; Mucoromycota; Mucoromycetes; Mucorales; Mucoraceae
Exons: 2
Coding region: 77-340 (87 amino acids)
Source: RefSeq, a predicted model, not a curated record